Messenger RNA from Penicillium roqueforti, 951 nucleotides. RefSeq names its product SDR family oxidoreductase. The record is from RefSeq and is a predicted model, not a curated record. The transcript is spliced from 6 exons. NCBI's taxonomy places the organism in Eukaryota, Fungi, Ascomycota, Eurotiomycetes, Eurotiales, Aspergillaceae. The coding region runs from base 1 to 951 and encodes 316 amino acids. Gene Ontology annotation, biological process: fatty acid catabolic process. Gene Ontology annotation, molecular function: 2,4-dienoyl-CoA reductase (NADPH) activity.
AUGCCGCUGCCCAAGACGGAAUAUUUGAGUGAUUCCUGGAAGGAUGGGAUCUUCGCAAACAAAGUCGUCUUCUGCACAGGUGGCGCCGGCACUAUCUGCAGUGCCCAAGUCCGGGCCUUAGUACACCUCGGUGCCAACGCCUGCAUCAUUGGCCGCAAUGUAGAGAAGACCGAGCGCGUCGCUAAGGACAUCGCGACAGUCCGACCCGGUGCCAAGGUGAUUGGGAUCGGUUCCGUGGACGUGCGCAAGUUCGAGGAUUUGCAGAAAGCAGUUGAGCGUUGUGUCAAGGAACUUGGAGGCAUUGAUUUUGUCAUUGCUGGAGCCGCUGGUAACUUCCUCGCCUCCAUCGAGCAACUCUCGGUCAAUGCUUUCAAGUCAGUCAUGAAUAUUGAUGUCUUGGGCUCUUACAAUACCCUCAAGGCAACUCUUCCGUAUCUAAGGGAGUCGGCAACCAAGCACAGAAUGGAUACAAAGACUCUUCAACCAUCACCGAUUGGAACUGGCGGAAGAAUUAUCUUCGUCAGUGCUACCAUUCACUAUCGGGGUAUGCCUUUCCAGACGCAUGUAUCCGUUGCCAAGGCCGGUAUCGAUGCGUUGUCGCACAGUGUUGCCAUCGAAUAUGGUCCUCGGGGAAUGACGUCGAACAUCAUUGCGCCGGGCCCUAUUGCACAGACCGAGGGCUUGGAACGUCUGCUGCCAUCAGAUGCCCUGGAGGCCUACACCAAGGCCCAGCCACUCGGCCGCUUUGGUCAUGUCCGCGACAUUGCUGAUGCCACCGUGUAUCUCUUUUCAGACACUGGUAGCUAUGUCACUGGUCAAACACUUGUCGUCGAUGGUGCAAACUGGCGCAUGUCUGCAGGCGGUGCUUCCGGUGGGAGUUUGUCUUAUCCGGACUUCUUGCUCUCCGGGGAUGAUGUACCCAACGUGACUGGCAAGAAGUCUAAGCUUUGA